GCUUGGUCUUUGACAUGUAUGACAUCGUUGAUGAAACAUGAAAAUGUGGUAAAAUGGCGAUAUCAGUAAACACAAAUCAGUAAGAAAUCAUCGGACAGCUAUCAUUUUCAAGAGGAAUAUCAAAGUAAUUUAAAAGCGCUCGCGAAUGUGACGCGCUCCGAUAAUAAUAAUAAUAAUAUACAGAAUGCAAACGGCUCAUUUUUAUCGCCAUCUUCUUUGGAGUGUUUGGUGUUUCCUACAAGUUAUUGCCAAGGAUUAUGUUCAAUUGUCACACAACGGACCGGUUGUAUUAGGUGGGAUGAUCACUUUUAGAGCAGAUUUGUACCGUGAUGGCAACCGACCAAACGGGACUUUCAAUUACAUAUGGAACGAUAAUUCAUUAAUGAAACAUAAAUAUGAGAGCAAAGCUACGGUGAAUACAACAACAUUUUGGAGCAUAAGUUUUCCACGUGAAAGCAACAUUCCUGGAAACUAUACAGUGGAAUUAGAAGUCAAAUAUUACUUUGCAUUUUUGUGGAUAUUUGAUACUAGUGCUCAUAUUGACUUUGAAAUUACUGAUUGUCUUAAUGGUAAUAUAGCCAUAAAACAAGCUAAUAAAACCAUAGCGGGAGAAUAUAUCUCCUCUACAAAUGAAACUAAAUUAACGAUAGACUUGCAAAAGGCAGAUUACGACUUUAUAACGCAGAAAGCAACUGUAAUAUUGACGUAUUGGUUUAUUGAUUGCAAGUAUUAUGGUCAAACAAAUGAUUUCACUUUCAUUUAUAACUUUACAAGUCCUGGUGUAACAUAUGAAAUAGGAGCUUUAGUAAUCGCUUCAUACGACUCGCCAACGACCACAACUAUGGCACCUACAACUACAGUCAUACCUGUUAAUGUGACAACAGUAGCAUCCAAUGCUAUCACGGUAAAUUUAAAUAGGACUUUUGUCACAGUCGUAACAUUACCGACGACUGUUACGAGUGUAAAAUCUCCGAUAAAAUCUACGGUAAUUGCACUUCCAAUUAAUACAAGCACGUUAGAAUCUGCCAACAUAUCAUUGCCAUACGUUUGCUCAAACACGUCUCUCAUUCUACCGGAUCCUAAAAAAACAUAUGGAUACUUUUACAAGAAGAUCAAUGUUCGUGCUCCGGUGUCAAAUAUCUCAGUAGAAGGUACAAAUUGGAUCCAAGCAUGGGACAUGCUAUCUUUGAAUGUAACCUGUAAGGGAUCAGGUCCAUUUUCCAAGUGUUUCCAGUUUUACCGUGGAAAGUAUAAUGUGACAGGAAAUGAAACUUGUAAUAACGUAGAUUAUUUGCAGUUAUGCAAUUUUUCCAUUAAACAUUAUUUUCUCGAGCCCAGUGUUUACACAUUAUUAAUUAUAUUAAACAACGAAGUUAAUACACAGAUUUAUCCACUAACGAUAAACAUUUAUAAAGUAACAACAAAACCGCAGUUAUCGGUUAUCAUAGUGCCAGUUUCUUGCUCGGUUGUUGCUGUGGUGCUGAUAGUAUUUGGCGUGGCGUAUUACAUCCAAAGCAGAGCGAGAUUCACGAUAGAAGUCGCGGACUUUGAUUUUGGACAAAGUAAUCCAGAGAUGGAGUACAAAACGUUUACAGAACGUUUACGCGACUCGUUUAAUAACACUGGAUAUAAACCACUCAGUAAUCCGCAAACACUUCAGUGAUGCAUGAAAAUGAGAAGUAAUAUUUUUAAUGGCGUCAUUGGAAUGAAGGGUUUCUGCAAGAAGUGAGGAAAAAUGAAUAAUGAGCCAUGCAAAAAUGUCAGUCGAUAAAAAUUUAAUAACAUUACUAGUGAAGAGAUCUAUCGAAUGCUAUUGUGCGCUACUAAGUGGGAAAUUGGUUGAAAGAUAAACUGGUUAUAUAAAAGGAAAGAGGUGAAAGACAAUGAUGUACAAUAAUUUUUAACAUAUUAUCGAAUGAUGAAAUCGAAAUUGUACAUAGAUGAGAAAAUUACUAUGUAUAUAUAGGCUGUGAAUAUAAUAUGCAAUGGUGUAUUUUAAAGUUGCUCUUAA
This is a messenger RNA of Cyphomyrmex costatus, 2011 nucleotides long. RefSeq lists its product as uncharacterized. The record is from RefSeq and is a predicted model, not a curated record. Gene Ontology annotation, cellular component: plasma membrane. NCBI's taxonomy places the organism in Eukaryota, Metazoa, Arthropoda, Insecta, Hymenoptera, Formicidae. The transcript is spliced from 7 exons. The coding region runs from base 185 to 1663 and encodes 492 amino acids.